Messenger RNA from Camelina sativa (false flax), 3480 nucleotides. Its product is annotated as protein SUPPRESSOR OF QUENCHING 1, chloroplastic. The record is from RefSeq and is a predicted model, not a curated record. Gene Ontology annotation, molecular function: protein binding. Lineage: Eukaryota; Viridiplantae; Streptophyta; Magnoliopsida; Brassicales; Brassicaceae.
AACCACAAACAAAAUCUCUUACAGUUCAAAACGAUUUCGAGAACAAAAAAAAUGGCUUUGAAACUAACUUCUCCGCCUUCAGUUUUCUCACAAUCAAGGAGAUUAUCAUCUCCGUUGAUUCCAGUAAGAUCAAAAUCCACACCAAUAUCAUCUUCAUUCCCCGGAUUCCGAUCGAGAACCGGAGUUUAUUUAAGCAAACCGGCGCUUCCGUCGUCGUCUACGAAAGUGAGUGUGGCGGCGGAGAGUCCUCCGGAGACAAUAACGGCGGAUGAUUGGGGGAAAGUAUCGGCGGUUCUGUUUGAUAUGGAUGGUGUGCUUUGUAACAGUGAGGAGCUUUCUAGACGCGCCGCCGUUGAUGUUUUCGCUGAGAUGGGAGUUGAAGUCUCUGUAGAUGAUUUCAUUCCUUUUACGGGAAAAGGUGAAGCCAAGUUUUUAGGAGGUGUUGCUUCUAUCAAAGGUGUACAAGGAUUUGAUACGGGUGCAUUGAAAAAGAGGUUCUUUGAGAUAUAUCUUGAUAAGUAUGCGAAGCCAGAAUCUGGGAUUGGGUUUCCAGGAGCACUCGAGCUUGUUACUGAGUGUAAGAAUAGAGGCCUUAAAGUUGCUGUUGCAUCUAGUGCUGACCGUAUCAAAGUUGAUGCGAACCUGAAAGCUGCUGGUUUGUCUUUGACCAUGUUUGAUGCCAUUGUUUCAGCAGACGCCUUUGAGAAUUUGAAACCAUCUCCAGAUAUUUUCUUGGCUGCUGCAAAGAUCUUGGGUGCGCCAACAAGCGAGUGUGUUGUUAUUGAAGAUGCGCUUGCUGGAGUCCAAGCUGCCCAAGCUGCCAACAUGAGAUGUAUAGCUGUAAAAACUUCUUUAUCUGAAGCAAUUCUUAAAGACGCUGGUCCGUCAAUGAUCCGCGACGAUAUUGGAAACAUUUCAAUCAAUGACAUUCUCACUGGUGGCUCAGAUUCUACCAGAAAUUCCACAGCAAUACUUGAAGAGAACAGGGCCAGUGAAAAAACCAGCGAUAAUGGGUUUCAGGGCUCUCGACGAGAUAUACUGAGGUACGCAAGUCUUGGCAUUUCUCUUUCUUGUUUCUACUUUGCUGCCACCAACUGGAAGGCAAUGCAAUAUGCUUCUCCGAAAGCUUUGUGGAAUGCAUUGGUUGGAGCAAAAACCCCUUCUUUUACACAGAACCAAGGUGAAGGAAGAGUGCAACAGUUUGUUGAUUAUAUUGCUGAUCUAGAGAGCAAGCAAACGGCUACAACUGUGCCAGAAUUCCCUUCUAAACUCGACUGGCUAAACACUGCUCCUCUCCAGUUGCGCCGGGAUUUAAAAGGAAAAGUGGUUCUACUUGAUUUUUGGACGUACUGCUGCAUAAACUGUAUGCACGUAUUACCGGAUCUAGAUUUUCUUGAGAAGAAGUACAAGGACAUGCCAUUCACCGUUGUGGGUGUACACUCAGCUAAGUUCGACAAUGAGAAGGAUUUAGAAGCCAUACGAAAUGCAGUUCUACGUUAUGAUAUCAGCCACCCGGUCGUGAACGAUGGUGACAUGUACAUGUGGAGAGAGCUCGGCAUCAACUCGUGGCCUACAUUUGCUGUUGUUUCUCCAAAUGGCAAAGUCAUUUCACAAAUUGCCGGAGAAGGUCGCCGCAAAGAUCUUGAUGACUUGGUGGCAGCAGCUCUGACGUAUUAUGGUGGAAAGAAUGUAUUAGAUAGUACUCCGCUUCCAACACGUUUGGAGAAAGACAACGAUCCACGUUUGGCCAUGUCUCCAUUGAAAUUUCCCGGGAAGUUGGCUAUUGAUACUCUGAAUAACAGACUAUUCAUCUCAGACAGUAACCAUAACCGUAUUAUUGUAACUGAUCUUGAAGGAAAUUUCAUCAUCCAAAUUGGCAGCACCGGAGAAGAAGGUUUCCAAGAUGGUUCCUUCGAAGAUGCUGCAUUUAAUCGUCCUCAGGGACUCGCUUAUAAUGCUAAGAAGAAUCUUCUUUAUGUUGCUGACACCGAGAAUCAUGCUUUGAGAGAGAUUGAUUUUGUCAACGAGAGAGUACGAACUCUGGCUGGUAAUGGAACUAAAGGCUCAGACUAUCAAGGUGGAAGAAAAGGAACCAAACAGCUUUUGAAUUCUCCUUGGGACGUAUGCUUUGAGCCGGUGAAUGAGAAGGUAUACGUUGCAAUGGCAGGUCAGCACCAGAUUUGGGAGUACAAUGUGCUUGAUGGUAUUAGUCGAGUUUUCAGUGGAAACGGCUAUGAAAGAAACCUUAAUGGUUCUACACCUCAGACUACAUCAUUUGCCCAGCCCUCUGGAAUCUCAUUAGGCCCUGAUUUGAAGGAAGCAUAUAUUGCUGAUAGUGAGAGCAGUUCUAUCCGUGCCCUUAAUCUUCAAACUGGAGGAUCUAGAUUGCUCGCUGGUGGUGAUCCGUAUUUCUCUGAGAAUCUUUUCAAGUUUGGAGACAAUGAUGGCGUGGGAGCAGAGGUUCUCCUACAACAUCCGUUAGGUGUAUUAUGCGCAAAGGAUGGUCAAAUUUAUCUAACAGAUAGCUAUAAUCACAAGAUUAAGAAGCUGGACCCUGUAACCAAACGUGUUGUUACUGUCGCUGGAACGGGAAAAGCUGGUUUCAAGGAUGGGAAGGUCAAGGGUGCUCAGCUUUCAGAGCCUGCAGGCCUUGCGCUCACUGAAGAUGGGAGGCUGUUCGUGGCGGAUACAAACAAUAGCCUAAUCAGAUACAUAGAUUUAAACAAAGGAGAAGAAGCAGAGAUUCUUACAAUGGAGUUAAAAGGUGUUCAACCGCCAAUGCCAAAAGCAAAAUCCUUGAGACGUUUGAGAAAACGUGCCUCAGCUGAUACAAAGAUUGUCAAAGUGGAUUCUGUUACAUCUCGCGAAGGAGAUUUGAAUCUCAAAAUCUCAUUACCAGAUGGCUACCAUUUCUCCAAGGAAGCGCGGAGUAAGUUUGUAGUAGAUGUGGAGCCUGAAAAUGAAGUAGCAAUCGAUCCAAUGGAAGGAAACCUCAGUCCCGAAGGUUCAACGAUGCUUCAUUUUAGACAAUCUUCAACUUCGGCUUCUGUUGGAAAAAUCAGUUGCAAGGUAUACUAUUGCAAAGAAGACGAGGUUUGCUUGUAUCAGUCCGUACAGUUUGAGGUCCCUUUCAAGGUGAAAUCAGAAUCAUCUGCUUCUCCGACGAUCACAUUUACCGUUAAACCGAGAGCAUCUUAUGCCGGUGGGUUACAGCUUCAAGGUACUAGCUGAACCACAUGAUCACAAUAUGAUUAAAAAACCACAGGUAUAUAUGAAUAUGAUCCAUCAACAUAUAUUUGUGUUAUGUGGAGGAUUGAUCAAACCAACUCAGGAAGCUAAAAAGAAUGUAACUACUUAUAAUCUAUUUAAAUUUUGUAUGAUCUAUUCAUUGGUGUGCCUGUAAAGAUACCACCAACAACAACAAACCUGCAUAUAAUUAGAAAAAAAUACAAAAAAAGAAACCAUCAGGAGAUUAUACAA